Messenger RNA from Alosa sapidissima (American shad), 1906 nucleotides. RefSeq names its product golgin subfamily A member 6-like protein 22. Bases 112 to 1170 code for a protein of 352 amino acids. The record is from RefSeq and is a predicted model, not a curated record. NCBI's taxonomy places the organism in Eukaryota, Metazoa, Chordata, Actinopteri, Clupeiformes, Clupeidae. The transcript has 4 exons.
UAUAAAGAGGCCAAGAGAGACUGAACAGGCCAAAAAAAGAAAGGAAGGCAUUGGAGAAGGAUGUUGCCAAUUGUGCCAAGCUUCCAGAUUUUUUUUUAAAGACAGACACUGAUGAGCGUAUUUGAGCAGGAGAGCUUAGAGAGAGGCCUAGGCUCCAGGUUAGAAAGAGCCCAGGUGGACCUCGCUGACCGCAUGCAGCAGCUGGACAAACAUUUUCUGUGCAUAGAGAGGGAGCUCCAUGCAAAAACCGAUGGAUGUUUCAGGAAAGGGAUGACUGAUAUGCUGCAGGACAAAGUUAUUGAGAAAUCAAGGGAGAUGCUGGCAGAAGAAGAAAUCAAAAGAGAAAAGGUGGUGGGAGAGACAAAGAGAGAGGAAGACCGACUGAAAGAGUUAUUUGCAGCGAUUGAAAAAGAGAAAGGAAGACUAACAGAGGAAGAGAUGAGGAGAAAAAUGGUGGAGAUGGAGAGAAAGCAAGAAGAGGAUCGACUAACAGAGUUGAUCAUGGCUAUUGAGAAAGAGAAAAUGAGAUGGACAGAAGAAGAAAUGAAGAGUGAGAAGGUGUUGAAUGACAAAAGGAGAGAACAAGGUCUCAGAGAUUUGGUCAUAGCUUUUGAAAAAGAAAAAAACAGACUGAAGGAAGAAGAACUGAAAACAAAAACCCUUCAAGCUGAGAGACAGAGGCAGGAAGCUCAUUUAAGAGAGCUAGCCAAAGCUAUUGAUAAUGCAACAGCCAGACUGGCGGAUGCAGAGAGAAAAAGAGAAAAGGUGUUGGGAGAGACAAAGAAAGAUGAGGAACGACUGAAAGAGUUGCUUACAGCCAUUGAAAGGGAGAAAGAAAGACUGAUAAAAGCAGAAAUGAAGAGACAAGAGGUGGACAUUCAGAGAAAGAAGGAGGAGGAUAAACUGAUGGAGGAAGGGAAGAGGAGAGAAAAGAUGGGAAGAGAUAUGGAGAGAGAGCAGAACAGACUGAUACAGUUGGUCAAAGACCAUGAGAAAAAGCAAGCAAGACUGAUAGAAGAAAAUAAGAAAAAGGAAAAAGUGGAGAAUGACAAAAAGAUAAUAGAAAAUAGUUUGAAUACGUUGUCCAAAGUAAUGGAGAAAGAGGAAGAAAGACUAAUGGAGCAAGAGAGGAAAAUGAGAGACAGACAACAUGAGAGACAGACAACAUGAGAGACAGAGGGGUGAAUUGAAACUGAGAGAGUUGGUCACAACAUGUGAGCAUCAGAAAAAGAAACUUGCUGAAGAGCAAAAGAAGACGAAAGAGAUACAGAGCCAGAAAGAAAAAGAGCAGGACAGACUGGCAGGGCUGAUGAAAGCAGCUGACAAAGAGAAACUGAUGGAAGAUGAGAAAAAAAGAGAACAGCUGGGGACAGAGAGAACACAGAUAAAGAAGAUAACCAUGGCAGCGGAUAAACAGAAAGAGAGAAUGGUGGAAGAGGAAAAGCAACAAAAAAGGGUUGAAAGGCAGGGAAAAGGAGAUGAAGAACAAUCAAAGCAGUUGUCCGCAGUAACGGAGAAAGAUAGACCGAUGGAGGAAGCAAGAAAGAGAGAAAAGAUGGAGAGAGACAAUAUAAGACAAGAUGUUUUUCUGGCUGAAUUGAAGAGAGAGAAUGAGACAUACAUACAUGGUGAGGAAGUCAGGUCAAAAGAGGUGGAUCAAAGAAAUGUUGAGAAGAAUGAUAAAGAAACUCUGAUAGAAGCAAUGAAAAGCAAAGUGAUAGAUGGUCAGAAAAAGGAAGAAAAGUCAUUGAUAAUGGACAAAAAGAAGUGUGAAUCUGUGAAGGUGCAAACACAAGUAAAAAUGGGAAAAGAGUUGGGAAUGGAGAGCAAAAAUGAGCAUGAAAAGCAAGUAGGAAUAAAAAAGACAGAAACUCAGAGAAUGUUAGAACAUAUACAGAGAAAGGAC